UCCGAUAAGAAUUCAGCACUGAAGAUCGUGUAGUGUGAUGAAAUUCUUUUCUCAAUUAGUGUACUGUUUGUACCAACCAUAGGACUUUUACUUUGUAUAAGUGAAUUAGUGACAUUCACCAUGCUUGGUGGGGAAACUGGGGAACAGUGUGAGUUGGUAACAGGAUGGCUAGAGGGGUUCAAUCUCUCACACGAUUCUCUGUACGAACUGAAAGUUCAGCUGGAGAAACGACAGCUUAAUGACAUUUCUACUGCCAUGUCUUCUGAAGCCAAGUUAGUGAUCAGCCAGCUCAAGGAAGAGAGCAGAUACCACACGGAGGAGGAAGGAAGACCCGCAGGGGAAGGGGGCGAGGACACCAAACAACAAAAGUCAAAGCAUCGAAAAUCAAGCCGAAAAACUACCAAGAGCGGGAAAACGAAAAAGUUUGCCGAGACCUUCACCAGAAAUUUGUCCUUCCGACUUGACGGUGACAUCACCGAGCCUUCUAGAUCUGAAGAGGAUCUCAUGAAGAGGUCCUUAACGGGGGAUCACAUUGAGGUCACCAUGGAGACAGUAGAAAUCGUGGAGUCGCAUGCUCCGCCCAAAGAUAAUGACACGGAUGAGAUCGCUAUAGAAGAAAUGGCGAAGCUGAACUCCAUAGAUAAAUGUGUUGUGUGGAUGGAAGUUAAUGAUAGUGAAGAAAAGGUGACGUCAAAAGAACAAGACGUCACGUGACAGUGUCUUCUGUUUUGCAUGAUAUAUGGACAUAGUGAUAGUUAACGUGUCUUUGACAAUGAAUAAAAGGCAAAUUUUAUUAAAUGAAUUUUGUAUGAUAAAAGUUUAUAUUUUAUGCAUUAUUGAUUAAGCACACUUAAUACUGUUGAUGAGUUCAUUGCACAGUGGACUUUUGUUAUA
This is a messenger RNA of Saccostrea cuccullata (small rock oyster), 894 nucleotides long. RefSeq lists its product as uncharacterized. The transcript has a single exon. Bases 121 to 714 code for a protein of 197 amino acids. The record is from RefSeq and is a predicted model, not a curated record. NCBI's taxonomy places the organism in Eukaryota, Metazoa, Mollusca, Bivalvia, Ostreida, Ostreidae.